AUGACACAAAGAAAAGGAACGAAGACUGUAGAGAAGCAACACAGAUCUUCGAAAAUAAUAGAAAGGAAAUAUAUACCGCUGGACACCGAACUACUUGAGCAAGCUGAAACUCUUUUGCUGAAAAGAAGCCAAGAUAAAAGUUUCAGAGAAGACAUCAAGUGCCUUCAGCAAGGGAAGCAAUUAGAGGGCAGCAGCAAAUUGAAAAGGCUCGACGUAAUACUAGAAGAGGGUCUCCUGCGGCUGAAAGGAAGAAUCGACGCGAUACAGGGUGUGACCAGGGACUACAAACGACCCAUCGUGCUCGACAGCAAGGACAAGACAACACAACUCAUCAUAGAAGAAUUCCACUGCCGCUUCAAUCAUGGAAAUCACGCAACGAUGAUGAAUGAAAUACGACAACGCUUCUGGAUACUCGGUCUAAAGCGUGGGGGUCCAGAGUGA
This is a messenger RNA of Parnassius apollo (apollo), 441 nucleotides long. Lineage: Eukaryota; Metazoa; Arthropoda; Insecta; Lepidoptera; Papilionidae. The record is from the annotation of a GenBank genome assembly.